Messenger RNA from Nestor notabilis (Kea), 1707 nucleotides. Its product is annotated as CWF19-like protein 2. NCBI's taxonomy places the organism in Eukaryota, Metazoa, Chordata, Aves, Psittaciformes, Psittacidae. Gene Ontology annotation, biological process: mRNA splicing, via spliceosome. The annotation marks the transcript as partial. The transcript has 10 exons. The record is from RefSeq and is a predicted model, not a curated record. Gene Ontology annotation, cellular component: post-mRNA release spliceosomal complex.
UCUGUGCAGAAAAAGAAGAAAAAGGAUAAGCAUUCAAAAAAAGCUAAGAAAGAAAAGAAGAAAAAUAAGAAAGAAAAAUCUGAAAAGAAGGAUGACUUACUCGAUAGUUCUUCGGAUUCUUCAAUUGAAUGGGUUGAGUCAAAUGUGUCACAGCCAUGUAACACAGAAAAGGCUUGGAAGGUCAACAAGCAAUCAGAUGCUGUGAAUGAACCUUCCCUGCAGAGAGAAGAAUGGAUGAAUUUAGACUUCAUGUUGUUGAAAACCACAUCAUCAGCAGCUGUCAGAGGUGAACGACACAAAGAACAAAUCUUGGAACGGCAGAAAGCUCAAGAGCUUGAGCAGGCCAUGCUAUCUGAGAGAGAGCUCAAUCCCUAUUGGAAAGACGGUGGUACAGGUUUGCCACCGGAGAAGGAUGAAACAGCUUCAGUUAAGAAAGUUACAGUUGUAGAAGACGCUGGAUUAAGCUGGUUACGAAAAUCAUACCAAAGGAUGAAGGAGCAGGCUGAGAGAGAGAAACGAAAUUUUGAGGAAAUUGUUGCUGAGAGAUAUGGGUCAAUGGAGAUAUUUCAGUCACGAUUAGAUGAAGCUGAAAAAGUUGCAUCCAGAAAGGAAAAUUAUUAUGGAAGUGGAAGAUGGAAGAAACCUGACUAUUCAGAAAGUGAGAAAGAGAAGAAAGAACGGUAUAUGAAAAAGGAGACACGAGGUGAAGAUGCUAGGAACAGGAACACAUUUGGGGGCUAUACUAGGGAGAAGUAUGGCAAGGAAUGGGUGCAAGAAGACAGAGAUUACAAAAGAGAUACGCCAAGAGAAGACCAAGGACAUGGACGCAGUAGCACAGACUCGGUAUUGAGAGGCUCCAAAGCAGAACAAUAUUCCAAUGAAAAACGAAGUCAGGUAAAGAGUUCAUCUCUAAACAACAUGAAACACAGAUUUCUGAAACCCUCUGAAGAUGAUUUAUCUUCUUCACCUAGAAUCUAUGAGUCACAGCAGUCCUCUUCCAGACUGACUGUUCAUAGCUCUUUGAGUAGCCGUUUCCAAAAACCGUGUGAGGAUAUUGCACUGUGGACCAAAACACGCAGAGAAGACAACAAUGAGAAAUCAAUGUCUGAUCAAAAAUCAUCAGGUACUAAGGAGCAAGUCCAUGACAAUAGUGGGGAAAGAACUCCAAGUGAUGUAAAAGAGAGAUUGCAUCAGGAGUACCCAAGCGAUAUCUCCGGGAAGAAACAAACAUUAUCUGACAGUAAAGCAUCGGGUUCUAGAAACACAUCAAAUAAUGAGCCACCUCGGAUCCUUACUGAAGAGGAGAUGAACAAACUGGGAGCGAGGAUUGUGAAAGCAGAGCUCAUGGGAGACAUGGAGUUAGCUUCAGAACUUCAAGCAGAGCUUCGGAACGCUCGCAAAUUGAGAGAGACUCAAGGGCAGAUUCCAACAAAUUCUGGCAGAGAGCCUUCAAGCUGUCAAGAAGAACAAGUGGUCCUUGUCAGAACAGAUCAAAGUGGAAGGGCAUGGCCUGUGACCGCACCGGCUGAACCACAGGAGCCCAAAGGAGGCCGGAGAAAGCGACAGAUGAUCCCUACUCAUGUAGAUAAAGAAAGAGUAAGGUAUUUUCAGGAUGAUGAUAGUGUGAACCUGAAGGAUUUGGUCAAAAAUGAGAAGAUGAGGACAGCAGAGGAUCAAAACUCACUGUUCUUGCGCAUGGCAUCAAAG